This is a messenger RNA of Helobdella robusta, 2043 nucleotides long. RefSeq lists its product as hypothetical. The coding region runs from base 1 to 2043 and encodes 680 amino acids. The record is from RefSeq and is a predicted model, not a curated record. NCBI's taxonomy places the organism in Eukaryota, Metazoa, Annelida, Clitellata, Rhynchobdellida, Glossiphoniidae. The transcript has 3 exons.
AUGGUUUCAUUUGUUUUCAUGCAUUGUGUAAUUGAGGAGCUAAUAAAUUUCAAAGUGGAUUCGGACGGUGGAGGAAAUUGGUUUGAAGAGCAGGGUCAAACAGCAGAGGAAGAGCAGCAGAUACAGCAUCUUCAACAACAACUUCACCAGUUACAUCAACAACAGUUGCAACUGCAACAACAUCCGUUACAACACAAUUACCACAUACAAGACGCAAAUCCAGGCCAACAGCGCACCUUUCGUCACCCAAACCAUCAUCAGCAAACCCCUGGUUCCUCAUCUCAACAACAUAGGUGUACUCAGUGCAACCAGCAACCACAGCGUUUUCAACCACUUAAACGUUGGCGUUUGAAGCGUCAGCGGCAACAACAUCUGCAACAGCGUCAACGACAACAGCAGCCACAACAACAGUGUCAGCAGUGUCAACAACAGCCGCAACAACAGCGUCAACAACAACAGCAGCCACAACAACAUCGGCAACAGCGUCAACGACAACAACAGCCACAACAACAGUGUCAACGACAACAACAGCCACAGUGUCAAAAGUGUCCACAACACCAGCAACCGUAUCAACAACAACUUCAGCCACAACAACCACAACCUCCACAUUUGUUGUUGACAGCUCUUAAUGAACUAUCAAAAAAAGGAAUUCCAAGUAAUUAUUCACAAAUCAAAGUAGCUUGUAAACAAUCCUGCUGUACUGAUCCACUGUCGGCCAACAGUAGCGUAAAACCAGCCACCAUCCCGGUUGCAAAUUUUUCUGUUCAGAAACUGAUAAAUUGUGGCAAGCUAUCUCCGGCAGCUGACCAGCUAGAGUCUUCAAGCCCUGCACCACAAAUUAGUGAGUGCAUUCUUUUAAAGCAAACUAACGAAGGCUUAUUUGAACAAGUAAGUCUUCCACGUCAUUUCGUAUCUUCUCCUCGAUACUCUUAUAAAACUCAACAACAAGACUUCCCAAACUAUACCUCAACAAAAGAACAACAACAUUAUUUAGAAUUACAAUCUAAUCCUUGUCCUUGCCAUCAAGGGCAACACUUCAUACAAGGCAUUCAACCUCAUCAGUAUUACACCAGCAAUCCAAACGCGUCGUCGCAAUUAUUCUCACUGCCAUCAUCUCUUCGUUGUCCCGUCCAUGGAUUCAAGAGGCACAAAAACAACAACAACAACAACGACGACGACACAAACAACGACGGCGACAGUGUAGAUUCUGAUAUUUUUGUUGAUGAGACAUCUGAGACUGUUGUCACAUCUGCACUCUCAUUUGCUGCUCAUGAAAUUGUUCCUUCUUGCUCUCUAACUCCAACGGACAUUGUAUCAACAGUUUCGUUGCCUGCUACUGCACAAACAACUACUCCUUCGACGAGAUAUGAGUAUACAUCAACUACAUAUGCAACAACAACAACUCAUACAUCAACUACAUAUGCAACAACAACAACAACAAUAGAGACAUCAGAAACAUUUAAAUUUUCAAAAGUAUCAUUCAAACCUGCCGUUUAUUUCCAAGUUUCUUUUGAUAAUAAUCUAGAUGAUAUGAAUGGCCAUUACUAUCAGGAUAAACUGGAUCAAAAUGAUAAUGCUGGUGAUGAAAUCAUUUCAUCAUCUCUAACAUCUUUUGAAGGUGGAGAGUCAUCAUCUUUUUCUAAUAAGGAAGAUGGUGAACUCAAAGAUGGUGAUCUCAUCAAAACAUUCAGCAUUCAACUUUCAAGUCAAACAUCUCCUGAGAGAGAUCUGCAAGUGAAAACUGACCAACACCCAAGUAUGCAACAACAACAACAACAGCAGCAACCGCAAAAUCUUCAACGUCAAUCACGUGAGUCACAGAAUGACUCGAUGAACUUUCAUAAAGAUUCGAAUCUAGAAAACAAAGAAUCAGCAAGUCAAUUGAAAACAUCUAACGCCAUAGUCACUACGACAAAAAUGACUCCUGAACAAAAAGCUGGCAUGACAUUCACCAUUGACUUUGGCAGUGGAGGUGCUGAUCGACCCGAGAUAACUGACAGCUGGAAAAAAUUGGUUCCAUACAAAGUUCACCAAGGUAGUUAA